GUUAUAAGCUGAUACUCCUUCCCUCUCAUCACCUUGAACGUCCUGCUGUGCACUGAAAGAUUGAAGGCAGUAACACCCCCACCUGCCACCCACAGGCAUCUUCACCUUCACAGAGGUCGCCACAAAGAGCCCGGCAAGAUGUCAGAGAAAAAGAUGUCGUCGAGCCGCAGGCAAAAUCUGAAGAGCUUGUUGCUUCAGAUUGCUCAUGGCCUUUUGGAGGAAGAGGCAGCUGAGGCUGAGCAAGAAAAACAGAGAUUCAUGGAUGAGAACUGCCCUGUUCUCUCAUUGCCUGGAAGCAUGCAGGAAAUACAGGAGCUGUGUAGGAUGUUGCACCAGCAGAUUGACGCUGUUGAUGAACAAAGAUAUGAUAUGGAGAGCAAAGUGGCCAAGUCAAACAAGGAGAUUGAAGAUCUGAAGAUAAAGGUUCAGGACCUGAAA
Messenger RNA from Sinocyclocheilus grahami, 438 nucleotides. RefSeq names its product troponin I, fast skeletal muscle-like. Gene Ontology annotation, biological process: skeletal muscle contraction; cardiac muscle contraction. NCBI's taxonomy places the organism in Eukaryota, Metazoa, Chordata, Actinopteri, Cypriniformes, Cyprinidae. Gene Ontology annotation, cellular component: troponin complex. The annotation marks the transcript as partial. The record is from RefSeq and is a predicted model, not a curated record. The transcript is spliced from 6 exons.